Molecule: messenger RNA, 750 nt
Organism: Cornus florida
Lineage: Eukaryota; Viridiplantae; Streptophyta; Magnoliopsida; Cornales; Cornaceae
Product: transcription factor MYB20-like
Exons: 3
Coding region: 1-750 (249 amino acids)
Source: RefSeq, a predicted model, not a curated record
AUGGGGAGACAACCUUGUUGUGAUAAGAUAGGAUUGAAAAGAGGUCCAUGGACUAUUGAAGAAGAUCAUAAACUCAUGAACUUCAUCCUCAACAAUGGUAUACAAUGCUGGAGACUUGUUCCAAAACUUGCUGGUUUGCUGAGAUGUGGAAAGAGCUGUAGACUAAGAUGGAUUAAUUAUCUGAGGCCUGAUCUCAAGAGAGGAGCAUUAACAGAAGCAGAAGAAGAUAUGAUCAUCCAACUUCAUUCUCGCUUCGGUAACAGGUGGUCCAAGAUUGCUUCACAUUUUCCUGGCCGAACGGAUAAUGAAAUCAAGAAUCACUGGAAUACCAGAAUCAAGAAGAAACUAAAGCUUCUUGGUUUAGACCCCAUCACCCACAAGCCUAUUGAGCAGCAUGAAAAUGGCGACACGAAAGAUGAAUUAGGAAUGUUGCAGCCUAGUUCCUCAGGAGAACAAGAAAACAACUUGGACCUCGACUUGCAGACUAAGACUAGUUCAGGCUCUAAGGAUCAUCAAAUGUCACAUAGGGAAGGGACAUCCAGCUUUGGCUUAAAUGAGUCCAAUCUUUCCAAUAUCAAUCAAAUGUGGGGAGGCUUCGAGGAUGGAUCAGAGGUCGCGCCAGACGCGAAUCCUUCUGGUUUGGGAAUGGAUGCAGCUCUGCCUACAGAUUUUCUCCAAGAUUGGGUUGAUGGCCCCAAUAAUUUGCUCUCAUGGGAUGGUUUUAAUAAUCUAGAAGAGAUUUUCCUAUGA